CUUCUCCACCAGCCAUUCCAUCUGCGCGCGGCCAGAGGCCCUCUGCGAUCCUCUCGGCUACUGCUGCCUUCGCGCUCCUUCGCGCGCUCGUGGAGAAAGAGGUCGCGGGGCUGAGGCUGCUGCUUGGCCGCAGCGCUGCGCGGUCCCGGCGGCGGCGGCGGCAGGCUCCUUCCUGGCUGCCCAGCAGCAGCUGGCCUUCGACGACGCUCCCGGAGGAGGGAGGCAGGCAGGCAGGCCGGCCGAGGGGGAGGCUCAGGACCAGCCCAGCCCCCCGCCGCCGCCGCCUCCGGGCGGGGAUCUCUGGAAGCUUCCUGCUCGCAGCCGGGCGAGGGAGACGCAGCAGCAGCAGCAGCCUUUGGCCUGCGAGCGCUCGGGGGGCGCCGUCGUCCGCCCGUCGGAGGAGGAGGAGGCGGCGCUGCAGCUGCGGAGGCAGGCAGGCAGGCAGGCAAGCGAGGCGCCCCCCGCAGCAGCAGCAGCAGCAGCAGCAGCGGCGCCGUCCGGGCAGGAGAGGCGCAGCGCAGCCGCCCGAGGAUGGCCCCGCGGGGCUGGCCAGCCUCGCCGCCCCCACCGCUGCUCCCUUCGCGGUGCGCUGCCUGAGGGCCGCCGCCUCUCCCCAGCUCGGUCGCCGACGGAACGAAGCAGCGCCCCGCGCGCAGCAGCAGCCGCAGCCGCCGGCCCGGGCCCCCUCGCCCGCCCGCCCGCCCGCCAUGGCCAAGGAGCAGGAGGCGGCGGCGGCCCCCCCAGCGGCCCGGCGGCAGCAGCAGCAGCAGCAGCAGCCGCGGCUCUGCCACAUGCUGAAGGGCGACAACGGCUACGGCUUCCACCUGCACGGCGAGAAGGGCAAGAGCGGCCAGUUCAUCCGCAAAGUCGAGCCCGACUCGCCGGCCGAAGCCGCCGGGCUGCGCGCCGGGGACCGCGUCGUCGAAGUCAACGGCGUCAACGUGGAGAAGGAGACGCACCACCAGGUUGUGCAGCGCAUUAAAGCCGUGGAAGCCGAGACCCGCUUGCUGGUGGUGGACAAAGAGGCCGACGAGUAUCUCCGGAGCCUGCGGCUGACGUGCACGGAGGAGAUGGUGCGCACGGGCAUUGUGGCGGGCCCUGACGCUUCACCUGUCAGACCUCCGCCCAGCAGCGACAAUGGGGACAUCUGGAAACCCCAGCCGGAGCUGAGCAGCAGGAACAAGAGGCACAAGCACAGCUCCAGCUCCGAGAGUGAGAAGAAGGAUCUGAAUGGACGGAGCAAGCCGCUUUGCCCACGGCUCUGUCACCUCAAGAAAGGCCCCACAGGCUACGGGUUCAACCUCCACAGUGAGAAGUCCAAGCCGGGGCAGUUCAUCCGGUCUGUAGACCCGGACUCACCAGCAUCCAGGGCUGGACUCCGACCACAGGACAAACUUGUUGAGGUCAAUGGGAUCAACGUCGAAGGCAUGAAGCAUUCUGAGGUGGUGUCGCACAUCAAGUCCAAGGAGAACGAAGCCAAGCUCUUAGUGGUGGACCCUGAAACAGAGGAGCACUUCAAGAAACUGGGGGUCGUCCCUACUGAGGAGCACGCCAGAGGUGGAAUUCCCCAGGCCAUGACCAAUGGGUCUGCACAAACACAGCUGAAUGGAGGAUCCAUGUCUUCGUCCCACAGCGAUUGCCAAAGUCCCGAGAAGGAAUCGGAGGUGGGCGACCCUGACAAAAAGGAUCCGUUUGAAGAGAGCGGGCUGAACCUGAGUCCCACGGCAGCGGAAGCCAAAGAGAAAGUGCGGGCCAAGCGGGUCAACAAGAGGGCCCCGGAGAUGGACUGGAACAAGAAGAGGGAGAUCUUCAGCAACUUCUGAGCCCCUCCUCCCGCGGGCUCCUUCCUCUCCCCGACCUUCGCCAUGUGCACGAAUCAACGUCCCACCCUCCCCGGGCGCUGUUCCAAGACACUCCACGCUCUGCUUCCCCCCCACCCCCCCAUAGGUUUGCAUUGCUUUGUACACGGCAGAUUUUUCAAGCCUCUUAUUGUACAGAAAGUGGCGAGAGGGAGAGAAAGAGAGACUCUGAAACUUCAGGGCUCAACCCCCUAAGAGGAGAGCUGACGCUCCGACAGUAGUGAGCAAAAAGGCAUUUUCUUUUCAUUUGGGGUCACUUAACCUGCAAUAUUUAGAAUAUAUUAUUUAUAGGGCCAUUUUUUAUAUAAUGGAUCGUUUGAGUUUCUCCCCCGCCCCCCAAUCUUUAGAUAUUUUAAAUAUUUUUGCAUCGCAACUAAGAGUACAUUUUCUUUCCACUUAAUUGAAAGCGAUGGUUUACACACCACUCCUGGCUACAGUGUUAACAUCCUCAUGAAUGCACUGGCUGACCGUCCCAUGCUUCUAAGUUUUCUCUGCGGCUUUAAGUUUGGGAUUUUUUUUUUUUUAAAGGGGGAAGAGAGCACAAUGUUCAUCUGUUUUUGGUUAGUGCUUGAACACCCUCCCUUGAAGCCCUGCUGCACAACAAGACCUUUUCUUUGCAGAUCUUUUUCCGAGCCUUGCCCUCCCCCCCCCCACUCCAGUCCCCCUUUUUAGAACAACUCUGUGUACUGGAAAGCCCUUAACCUAGAAAACAUGGACCUUGGGGGGUUGCAAAAUGCCACAACUAUGGGUGGAAGGAUGCGGAAAGUGUGCAGCCUUGCCAAUAUGCUGGGGACAGUGUCCUGGGCAUUAAAAAAAAAAAAUCCACCACCAACCCUCUCUGUGAAUCCCGCCAUUUACCAGCAAUUCUAAUCAGAAUUAAUUUGGGCUGUAACAAGAUGCUGGAAAUAGCGCCUUUUAGCCACUCUGGCAGGAAGCACAGCAAAACGAUUGUGUGCACAGGGCACGGAGGGUUCUGGGGCAGCUCUUCGGGGAAGCCGUGGGAGGGGGAAUCCUCCAGGCUGCUUUUCUGGAAGGCCUCUCCAAAAGUGAGCAACACGCCGUCUCGGCUCCAGUUACGUGGCCCUUUCUGCUUCUCAGGCUUCAAAGCACACACACACACUCUCACGUCAUGAACGUUGCUGAUCUUUCUGCAAACCAUUAUUCGUUUUUUCCUUGAGGCUAGUGAUUUAAGGCUGGGGUGCUCUGUCGGAGGAGCUCCAGCUGCUCAUGGACUCCAACGCCCAUCACUUCCAAAUGGCAGCUGGGGAUGAUGGGAAUUGUAGUCCAACAACUGCUGGUGUGAGCCUGAAGUUGGCGACUUCUGGUAGGAGGUAUGUGCAGUUUUCUGCCCUACAAAGGAGAGAUGUUGGCAAGCAGCAGAAAGACCUUGCAUGCGGCGGGUCUUUCUGCAAGCAAUGGCUGGAAUAUGAGAGUAUAUGGAAUAUGGAAUACUAAUGUCCCCUGUAGCAGGGAUUCCCAGAUGCUGACUACAACCCCCACCAUCCCCAGCUGCAAUGGCCAAAGACUGUUGCAGCUGGGGAUGCUGGGAGUUGUAGUCAGCAACAUCUGGGAAUCACCUGCUGCAGGGGACGCUGGUCCUUGCAUAUGACAGGCAUGAUGCUCUCCAAGACAGAUCUUGUGCUCUAACUAUGACAUGUGAGUUCCGGCUCUUAAUGUGCUUGAACUCCUAAACUGUUUGUUGCAAGAGAGGUGUUAAAAUGAGGAAUGGGCAUGGAGGAUGUCUCUUCUCAGAGGAGUCCAUGUGUCCGCUCCCAAGUGUCCUCUGUGGCUGCUGUGAACCAGAGUGGGAUGGCCCAUGCCAUUUCUCCCCAUAGUGCAUCUCUUUGCCCCAGGAGGGCUGCUUCGGGAGACGAGGCAGGACAGCCAAUUUCAUAGGCAGGUCUUGGAUACCAGCAUCACGGCGGCUACAAGGGCCAGACCCUGAUGCACGGUUGACUUGCCACUGGGGUGUUCUCUUGGGCAAGCCCCACAGGAAAUGAUACUGGCAUUGUGCAAGCAGGAUUGUUCCAAUAGUGAGAAGGAGGGUACAGACUGGAUUGCUCGUCUCUGGCACCAAAACACCGUCCAUCUAGACCUGCUAGAAAGCAGAGCAGAAAACUCUGGGAAUCCUCCCUCCUGGCGUGGGGAAAAGUAUCCCCUAUUUAACGUGUGCAUGAACAGUACAAAAGGAAGGCACACCCUCCUGCUAGUCGGGUAUUGUGUGCAUGUGAAUGCCACCUAAUGCCCUGUGCUGGGAGGAGAAGGUAUAUCUUUUUACGACAACAUGGGAGCAGCAUUGCAGAAACCGCCAUCCAAAUUUGGAACUGCAUGUCAGAAUGGGGAGGGUGGGUGGAAUGCAGGAUAUCACCUUGGCUAAUCAUCUCGUCCUCAUUUGGCUUGCUUACAGAGAGAGGGCAGAAGGCUGCACGGAGCUGUUUCCUUGACCACCUCUAGAGCCUCACACUCUUGUCAUGACCACUUCAGAAAAGUAUUAAUAAAGUGAGCUGGAUGGGAUGCAAGUUGUUGUUGUUUUGAAAGCAGAGUGUAUGCAAGUAAGAGUCACGCUCCCCUUUAUUUAGGACUCAAAUAUAGUGUACAGUAGUAGUUAAAGGCAGGCGGUGGGAUUUGUUUGCAGAUGCUAGACGAUGUACAAGUGCCCCCACCCCGCCCUUUGCUACAAAUACAUUCAGGGGCUUUGUGUAUAUUUCAUAGGUAACUGAGCUGAAGGAAGUUGCUGUCUUCGUCGGCUUCUGUGUCGCAGAGUGAGCUGCGUCAUUGUACCCUUCUCUGUAUGCCAGGAGUCUCAAACCUGGGUACCCAGAUGUCGCUGGGCUUCACCAGCCGCCUUUGGCCAUUGUGGCUGGGGAAUACGGGAGCUGAAUCCCACCUGGGAGCCAGAGACAUACAGGUCUCUGCUGUAUGUGUUUUUCUCUCUUCUGGGCUGCUUUUUGCAAGGGCUUCUUUGGGUGUGCUUGGAGAGGAAGGCAGGCAGGAGCGUCCGCGUCCAUUGCAGGCAGUGCUGUGUAUGGACUCUGUUGAAAACCCCACCCAGAUUCUGCCCCGUAAUUCUGCCAAGCAAACUUGACGUUUGGGGUGAUUUUGCAUAAAUGGUCUGCUUGGCUGGCUAGAGCGAGGAGCACGGAGAUCCCUGCAGCCCUGCCCUCUGACCGGUGCGGAGCCUGUCCUGUCCAGCUUCUGAGCUAGCUGCUCAGGUUUUGAAGUUUGCCUCUGCAGAGAGAGGGACUAGGAACUUGGCAGAAUAAAAAGGAAAUGCUCUUCUUUUGGAUUCCAUGGAACUGUGGGGUGAUUACAGCAAUGCUGGGUACAUUCUGCACAACUAAAAGCUGGUUUUCCAAAUGUUGAAGGCGGCAUCUUGAGAAUUUUUACAUGUUUAUUUUUUUUUAAAGCAGGGUUUCCAGUAUUCCUGUUAGCUGGGGAGAGCUUGGGCAUAUCUCCACUCCUCGUCCCCUCCCUACCCUCCAAAAUUUUGCCAAAGCUUGCCACAGAAUUCUAAAUUGUUUUGCAGCCUGUACCACUGAAGCCGAUUAAACUAUGCAGAAGCAAAGAGAUGCAAAUGUGAUUAAUUUGCAUCAUUCAGCCUGUAGACACUGGUUCCUCCCCCCCCCCAUUUUAUUGCAGAAUAAAAUGCACAUGCUGGCCCCGAUCCAUCUCGAGUUGUGUUCAACAAGCCUCAUGUAGCAAGCAGGGACCCUUGGAUCAGUGUUCUCCGUAACAGCGAUUCCCUGAUGUCAUUGACUACAAUGCCUAUAAUCCUCAGUUGCAAUGGGAUUUGGCCAUUGCAGCUGGGGAUUAUGGGAGUUAUAGUCAACAUCUGGGAACUGCCCUGGACCCCCCUCUGGGUCAAAAGGCACUUCUGGCUUAUUCAGCAGGAACCGAAUUGAGCAUCAUGGUGGAAUGUUUUGUGAAUAGAAAACGUGGCUUCAGAAAGAAGAGUUUGCUGGGUGUUUACAUUUUAUUUAGCUAGACUGGCUAUGACUGGAGGUCAGGAAUGUGCUGCUAAGGUUGCUUGUAGCUAUCGAGUCCAGGAGGAGAGACGGGAUGUUUAUUCGGGACUGCUUUGCUUCCCUGAUGAGGAUUCUGGGUUUGGUUUUCCAUCGAGGCUGAAGAAAUAGGGUCAGCGCCUCCUGGAAGCAGAGACGGCUCUCUUCUUCCCCCCGUGUUGUUAUGGAAGGAGUCGGUGCACACAUGCAUGCGCGCGCACACGCACAUACACACAGAGAUGUCAAAAUCCUUAAUGGCAAGAUUAUCGGGGUGAAGAGCAAGGAAAAAGUGUGGGGUGGAUACUAAUGAUGAAACUGAAAUCAGGUAUGCAGCUAUGCACCCAUACAGGUCUGAGGUCCCUCCACCCCCCCGCCCUUCCAAAAAAGUUGUUCUCUGCAUAUUCCACGGAAUGAUUCCCGGCCAUUUCAAGGCACGUAGGUAGAGCUCUGUUUCUUUGCCAUCCUAUAAGCUCUGUAACACUUACUCAGUUCCCUGCACAGCUAACUUAGACACUCACUAAGAAGUUAUACAAAGAGCUGUUACUUGCAUUGUAAAAAAAAAAAAAAAAGUAUACUGAAAUGUCCAUAAUAAAACUGGUCUCUCAUGUACAGUGA
Hemicordylus capensis (graceful crag lizard) is the source of this 6475-nucleotide messenger RNA. RefSeq names its product NHERF family PDZ scaffold protein 2 (gene NHERF2). Gene Ontology annotation, cellular component: apical plasma membrane. The record is from RefSeq and is a predicted model, not a curated record. NCBI's taxonomy places the organism in Eukaryota, Metazoa, Chordata, Lepidosauria, Squamata, Cordylidae. The coding region runs from base 708 to 1823 and encodes 371 amino acids. Gene Ontology annotation, molecular function: signaling receptor binding; protein-membrane adaptor activity. The transcript has 7 exons. Gene Ontology annotation, biological process: protein localization to plasma membrane.